CUUGGUAUUGGUUAGGAUAAGGGUAUGUUGUUGUUGUUGUUGUUAUUGCUGUAGUCCUGCGAAUUAACUGUUUAAUAUAUGUAAGAAAGUUUUCUAGUCACUCCUUGGAAUAUUUUUUUCCUUUUCUUCUGUGAUAAUUCUUUUCAUAUACUAAUACGUUCAACAUCAUUAUUCAUAACAUCCAGUUAUCGUUAUAUGGAUGUGAUUUGUACAAUAUUUUAUUUCCGGCACAUAUACGAUAUCAUAAUAAUACUGAAUAUUAACCUAAAGUUACAGUCAACAAUUAUAUAUCUCAUUCUAUUCAGUAUUACAACCACCAUGUUAGCACUACACACUAAAAGAAUACCUUGCACAAGCAUUAAAACAGGCUGCGCUUUAAAACAACAAACAGCAGAGUGAACAUAGUUACAGAUAUGGCAUGAACACGAGAACAGAGCAUGGACGCUAGACAAUCAUGUAUUCGCACACUGUCGCGCUUGUUCUCUUCAGCGUACUGGUAACACCACUGCGCACCGCGCGGAAUACCUGUUAAUACGACUGCGCAAAGGUUCCUGACGGAUAGUGAUGCGAUUUGUGGGUGGGUUGUCCAUGGCCCCGCGACUGAGUGGCAAGAUUUCGGUGGUGAGCCACAGCAGAUUUCUGACCUAGAUACAAAAGGUUGGACAAGAACUUCUUUUUCGUUGCUCUGAUAGUGCACUCUCUUCAAUAAUCACCAUAUCUCAUUAUACUCAUAUGACACGGACGUCGAAGGCAGCAUCGGUUGAGGGCAAACUCUGUGGGAGGUCAAGUGAAUGAUGAUGAUGAUAUGAUGGAGUUAUAAGGAGAGACUUUAUUCCUUUAUAAAACAUUCUUUCUCUAAAAAGAUGUUGCUGAGACUUACACUGGUCCUCAACUUUUUCUACUUCAGUCAGGCGAGCGCAGAUGAGUGUAAGUCAAAUUACGAAUUCACUUCCCUGAAUGAACACCACUUCCUCCACGUGGAUAGACCUGACUUCCUCACCUGGUUUAAGGCACUGGACGUCGACACAAACAUCACCUUUGAGACUAACACGUCGACUGGUGUUGUUCAUGUGCCCGACGGCCGGUGGUACAUGCUGGGUGUCAGGAUCUGUGGAGGAGAGGAGGCAAUUCUCCUUAAUAUACCCGGAUUAAGGUACAAGACAGUGUUAAACUCGCUCAUGACGAGAUCUUUUUGGAUAAAGACCAGUAGCGACGGGCGUGUGAUGUGGGCCAGUUGUAAUAUGACCCUUAUCGACACUCCUGGUGCUUUGAAAGAUCAACGCCCCGGAUGGAUCGUCAGUUUGUUAGUGAGUCUCCUUAGCGUUGCUGUGAUGGCCUACUUCGCGUGGCUGGUCGUCAGAUCGCGCCUCAGGACAGCCGUCGGCGAAAAACAAGUCGACAGCCUGGGAUACACUGAGCUACAAGGCAGAGUGGAGGCGGACUGACCUCACGUCCUCAGCAGAACGACAGUGAACAAGCACGAAACACGACAAGAGAAGCUGAAGAAGAAGAAGAAGAAGAAGAAGAAGAAGAAGAAGAAGAAGAAGAAGAAGAAAAAAAAAAGUUUCAUACGAUUAAUGAUUUACAUAUGUUUAUUCUUGUCAAAAACAUUCUUUUUCUUUAAAUGUAUGCUUUAAGAAUGGCCAUUCAUUGGGUACCUGAUUACUUCUUUGUUUCUAUUUGAAUUUUUUUUUACCGAGUAUAUAGAAAAUCGUCAUAUCUUUUUCUUUUAGUCUUUAGCUAAAGAUACGAAGCUAUGAAGAAACACAUACAAAAUACAAAUGAAACAUACUGAAUAUCUCCUGUAUAUAGUUUUCAAACUACUUCUACUACACUAAUAUUAACAGUAAAUUAGAA
Penaeus monodon (black tiger shrimp) is the source of this 1857-nucleotide messenger RNA. RefSeq lists its product as uncharacterized. The coding region runs from base 864 to 1445 and encodes 193 amino acids. The transcript has 8 exons. The record is from RefSeq and is a predicted model, not a curated record. Lineage: Eukaryota; Metazoa; Arthropoda; Malacostraca; Decapoda; Penaeidae.